Messenger RNA from Mercurialis annua (annual mercury), 1074 nucleotides. Its product is annotated as epsin-3-like. Gene Ontology annotation, molecular function: clathrin binding; phospholipid binding. Bases 55 to 834 code for a protein of 259 amino acids. Gene Ontology annotation, biological process: endocytosis. The record is from RefSeq and is a predicted model, not a curated record. The transcript has 4 exons. Lineage: Eukaryota; Viridiplantae; Streptophyta; Magnoliopsida; Malpighiales; Euphorbiaceae. Gene Ontology annotation, cellular component: endosome; clathrin vesicle coat; plasma membrane.
AUCCAAAGGGAUAACCAAGAAGAAAACUAUUUUACUAUUCUCCUACCAAAAAACAUGUCAAUGCUUUUACAAAGAAAUGAAAAAAUGUCUAGUCCUUUUCUCCAUGAAUUCAAGAGACAAGCUUCUUUCUUCUUGAAAGAGAAGAUCAAGACUGCUCGAUUAGCUCUAACCGAUGUUACACCGGCGGAAUUAUUGACAGAAGAGGUUACGAAUGGAGAUUUGUGGGCAGCAGACACACGUAGUAUGGUUGUAAUUUCAAGGGCUGCCUUCGAAGUUGAUGAUUAUUGGAGAAUUGUUGACAUUCUACACAAGAGGUUGAUGAAGUUUGAAAGAAAAACUUGGAGAGUCUCUUACAAAUCACUACUUGUAUUAGAACACAUAUUAACUCAUGGACCUCUAAGAGUUGUUGAUGAAUUUCAGUGUGAUAAAGAGGUUAUUCAAGAGAUAGGCACCUUUCAAUUUCUUGAUGAUAAAGGAUUCACCUGGGGCACUAGUGUUAGAAACUUAAGUACAAGAAUAAUUAAGCUUCUUGAAGAUGAUCAAUUUCUCAAAGAAGAAAGGGAAAAAUCUCGAAAAACAACUCGAGAAAUUCAAGGAUUCGGAAGCUUCUCGUAUGACUCGUCUUCAAAUGACGGUAGCUUCAAUGACUUGGCGUACAAGUCAUUAAUCGCGAGACAUAAUUCGAACUAUAGUAAUGAUCAACCGAAUCAAGAAUAUGAGUUCUUGGCUUGGGACGAUAAUGAGAAUUUUACAGCCGAGGAAAAUGCAAUGCAAGAUCAUCCUUUCGGCUAUAGUGAUUAUGAUACUAAAGAAACCCUAGUUUCUGCAAUUUAGAGUGAAAUAUUUCAUUGUUUUUUUUUACUUCUUGAUUUUAUUUUUCUCUUUUCGUAAGUUUUUAGGUUAUAGUAUUAGUAUUGAGACCUCAAUGUUGAUACAAUGUUCAUCUUUUGUAAUAUAUGUGAGGUGCAUUACAUUAGGACUAGUGUGAUUUUGUUAAUUAUUUGAAUGAUGAGAUUUCUUUAGUUGUCAUGAAUUUGUAUAUAUUUGAAAUAAAAAAAGUUAAUUGACAGUCCA